CGGAGGUUAUCACAUUCGGCGUUGACAGUGGAGAAAAUUUCGAAACAUGUAAGGUAUAGAUUCUUUCCAUAGAGCUUGGACUUCAUGUUCACCGUCCCAUACAAUAGAUGUGACAGCGAAUUUGCGUCACUCUAUUGGCAAUACUAGCGCUCAGAGCCUGUAAAAUCAGUACUAUCGCCUGAGCGCUCAGAGCCUGUGGAAAACUGUACUAAUCGUACUCAUAAUAGCUAAUACAGAGGCAGUCGAUUGAACUAUGAUUUAUUUUCUACAAUAUUAAUUUUUUUCCGUAUACAUCGCAUGUGAAUCUUCUCCGUGGUGCAGAGUCAGAAACUUUCAAGCUAUAAAAAGAAAAAUGACAAACAUGCGGAGAUCUUGCAGCUGAGAAAUGUAAACAUUAGAUUGCCGUGAUCGAAUUUUUUGAAGUCGUCUGAUAAAACUUCGAAGACAAUGAGGGCGAGGGCUACUGCAAUUAAGGCGGCCAAUAGUGGCGGCGGUGAAGAGGCGGAGGACGGUCCACGCGGUGGCGGCGUAGGAAGCGGAGUAGGGGCGAAGAAGAAGGGCGUAGGCGUGAGGGCAUGGCUGCUGCUCGACUCGUCCGGGCAGGCACAGGUCGUGGAGGCCGGAAAACAUGCAAUCAUGCGCCGCACGGGGCUUCCUGCUCGUGAUUUGCGUAUUUUGGAUCCUUUGCUUUCUUAUCCGUCUACUGUACUUGGCCGAGAGCGAGCUAUUGUCAUCAAUUUGGAGCAUAUCAAGGCAAUUAUUACUGCGCAGGAGGUUCUUCUGCUUAAUUCCAGAGAUCCCGCUGUGGCUCCUUUUGUUGCUGAUCUCCAGCGCCGGUUAUCUGAUGCGUCUAAUACCCCCGUGCAGCCGGAAGGUGGAAACAGUGACAUGGAUGUGGAUCUUUCAAAAUCUGACAUGACAACCUUGUUAUCAAGGGAUGCUAAUAAUGGAGAACUUCCACAAACUGUGGACGAGAACUCCUUUCCAGAGAGACUUGAUACAAAAUAUAAUUAUUUGAAGGUGGAGAUGAAUGCUUUUGAAAACGGUCCAAAAGUUCUGCCAUUUGAAUUUAGAGCAUUGGAAGCUUGUCUUGAAGCUGCAUGUAGCUGCCUGGAGUCUGAGACUGGAGUUCUGGAAGAAGAGGCAUAUCCAGCACUGGAUGAGUUGACAUCUAAAAUAAGUACUCUCAAUCUUGAAAGAGUCAGACAAAUCAAAAGUCGUUUGGUUGCAAUAUCAGGUCGUGUUCAAAAGGUGAGAGAUGAAUUAGAGCACUUGCUUGAUGAUGAUGAGGAUAUGGCUGAGAUGUAUUUAACAGAUAAGUUGACUCAACUACUAGAUGGGAGUUCUUCUCCCUCUUCUUUUCAUGGUACUAGAGGUGGAAUGGAGCACGAGCUGACUCAUUUUGAUGCAGAGAAUGAAUGUGGUGCCGAAGCAUUGAGUGGCACAUUCAAUUCACUAGGUAGAGAUGUGGAUAGCAGCACAAGUAGCAGAACCCAUAGUGGUACUAAAGGUCUUGAUGUGGAGGAGUUGGAGAUGCUUCUGGAGGCUUACUUCGUCCAGAUUGAUGGAACGCUAAAUAAGCUAUCAACACUGAGAGAGUAUGUUGAUGAUACGGAGGAUUACAUCAAUAUUAUGCUGGAUGACAAACAGAAUCACCUUCUUCAAAUGGGUGUCAUGUUGACAACAGCGACUCUUGUUAUCAGUGCAGCUGUUGUUGUGGCAGGUCUAUUUGGCAUGAACAUCACGAUUGAUUUAUUCGAUCCUCCAGCUGGCUUGCCACAAUUUUUGUGGGUGGUUGGUGGUUGUAUAACAGGUAGUAUAUUCCUUUACAUUGUAGCAAUUGCAUGGUGUAAGCAUAGACGAUUACUUGAAUGAGCAUUUGUUUAUCCUGUAAUGGCUUAUUAUUCCAUGGAUCGUCUAUGUAAUUAUUUUUUCCAAGUUAAGAUCUUUGUUAUUCCAAUAAUCCGACAAAACAUCAAUGGCUUGUUAUUCCAAGCAUCAUCAUGUAAUCAACUUAAACAUAAUAAAUAUUAAUUAAAACAUGAUUAUAUAUUAAAAGAACAUUGUUCUCUUUUCCAA
Messenger RNA from Cryptomeria japonica (Japanese cedar), 2079 nucleotides. RefSeq names its product magnesium transporter MRS2-3. NCBI's taxonomy places the organism in Eukaryota, Viridiplantae, Streptophyta, Pinopsida, Cupressales, Cupressaceae. The record is from RefSeq and is a predicted model, not a curated record. Gene Ontology annotation, molecular function: magnesium ion transmembrane transporter activity. Gene Ontology annotation, biological process: magnesium ion transport; transmembrane transport. Bases 448 to 1875 code for a protein of 475 amino acids. Gene Ontology annotation, cellular component: membrane. The transcript is spliced from 6 exons.